UGCUCCAAGUUCCUCCAUGAUUUUGCACCAGCACUAAACCAACCCAAGUCUUCUUUUCUUCUUCACACUUGUCCCACCAUGAAGGUUCUUUCACCAAGCUGCUAUGAUACCCCCAACAGGAGACUGGGUUCCUUAUCCUAGAGGACCUAACUACACCAGUGAACAAUGCCCCUUCAUAGUUCCACACAACAACUGCAUAAGAUCUGGAAGGUCAGAUAGACAGUUCAUGAAGUGGAGAUGGAGGCCAAAGGACUGCGAGCUGCCUUUAUUCGACGCAGUGCAGUUCCUACAGCUCGUUCGAGGGAAGUCUAUGGCAUUCAUUGGAGACUCCGUCGGAUGGAAUCAAGCACAGUCACUGCUCUGUCUCUUAAUGAGUGUGUCAUAUCCUGAGAACAGGUCUCAAAGCAACGCAACAAGCAGGGCAUACUCCACAAGAUGGUUCUACCCAGACCAUGCAUUCACACUGGCAUCAUUUUGGUCUCCCUUCUUGGUCAAAGCACGAGACUCGGACCCAAACGGGCCUUCCCUCGACAGCACCAUGAACCUAUACUUAGACCAGCCUAGUGAGGAAUGGGCCACCCAGAUCGAGGAUUUCGAUUUUGUGAUCAUCUCUGCUGGCCACUGGUUCUUUAGACCGCUUAUGUACUACAUUGAUGAGCAGUUGGUGAGUUGCCACAAGUGCAGAAACAAGACCGUUACUUCGGCCACACAUUACUAUGGAUACAGCAUGGCCUUCCGAACUGCCUUGAGCUACCUCCAAAGCCUGGAGAACUACAAGGGCAUCACAUUCCUGAGGACAUUUUCUCCCUCCCACUUUGAGAAUGGAGAAUGGAACUCUGGUGGAGAUUGUUUGAGGACAAGACCGUCGAGGAAUGGAGAAGCGAAGCUAGAAGGGUACACUUUAGAGUUUUACAAGGCACAAAUUAGGGAGCUGGAGAAGGCAAAGAGAGAAGGGAAGAGCAAAGGGUUGAAAUUUGAGCUGCUGGCUGCUACUGAAGCAAUGCUGCUGAGGCCAGAUGGGCACCCAAGUCGAUUUGGGUAUACAUCACAAGAAAAGAAUAUGACGGUGAAUGAUUGUGUUCAUUGGUGCUUGCCAGGGCCUAUUGACACAUGGAACGAGUUCUUGCUCUACAUCAUGAAGAAGGAAACUGUUAAACCUUUCUAAGGAAUGUUAACGAGGGAAUUUAAUGUAAUCCGAGAACAAGAAUAUACAUAGUAUAAUCACUUAAUCAGAUGCAUGACAACAGCAGGGAUACCAAUGUUCAAGACAACAGAUGAAUCACAACUUCUAUACUGAUGGUAUGGGAAAUAAUUAUGUACAAUGAAUACAAGGAAAAAGA
Molecule: messenger RNA, 1340 nt
Organism: Linum trigynum
Lineage: Eukaryota; Viridiplantae; Streptophyta; Magnoliopsida; Malpighiales; Linaceae
Source: the annotation of a GenBank genome assembly